Messenger RNA from Polyodon spathula (Mississippi paddlefish), 1573 nucleotides. It is a transcript of the gene mief1, whose product is annotated as mitochondrial elongation factor 1. The record is from RefSeq and is a predicted model, not a curated record. Gene Ontology annotation, biological process: positive regulation of mitochondrial fission; mitochondrion organization. Bases 98 to 1471 code for a protein of 457 amino acids. Gene Ontology annotation, cellular component: mitochondrial outer membrane. The transcript has 5 exons. NCBI's taxonomy places the organism in Eukaryota, Metazoa, Chordata, Actinopteri, Acipenseriformes, Polyodontidae.
CAGAAACUUCACGGAAGCUGAACCCCCAGUUUCAAGUUGGGAGGAGGAGGUGAUAGGAUUUGGAAGAUAGACAGAACACAGACUCGCAGGUGCUGUGAUGGCAGGAGUCGGGAGGGACCCCAAGGGGAGGAAGGAGGAUAGCGGGAUGGGGGGAGUCAUCGAUUUCGUGCUCUCCAACGCCAAGCUGGUGCUCGGGUUCGGGGGGGCGGCGAUGUUGGGCAUCGCCACGCUGGCAGUGAAGCGGAUGUACGACCGAGCGGUCAGCGCCCCUGCCAGCCCCACCAGGAUGGGCCAGUCGGGGCAGAGGAGCUGGGAGGAGCCGAGCUGGCUGGGGUCGUCGCCACGGUUACUGAACAGCGACAUGAAAACCAACCUCAGCCGGUCUUUGCAGACUCUGCCCACCGGCGACUCUGCGUCCGGAGUCUGCUCGCGGGGGGCGGGGCCACUCUCGCGGGGCGCGGGGCCCCGGCAGCGCGUGUCUCUCGGUGAGAAGCUGCGCUGGUUCUACGAGACUCGGGUUCGGAUCUCCCCGGAGGAGCAGAGCGGGGCGCGCAGGGCUGUGCUGGAGAUUUGCUCCCAGCUGCUCUCCUCCCUGCGGGACAGGCUCCCCGACGCGCCACUGAGAGACCCGUACCCCAGCGGCAGCCUCUACGACGACCUGCAGGUGGUGACGGCGGACCACGCCCAGUUGAUGGUCCCGCUGGUCCUGGAAAAAAACCUGUGGUCUCCCGUCCCCGGCGAAGAAACCAUCAUGAACGUCCCGGGAUUCUGGCUCGUCCGCCGGGAAAACCUGGAGUAUUACCCCCGGGGGACGAGCUACUGGGACCGCUGCGUGGUGGGGGGCUACCUCUCCCCGAGGUCCGUCCUGGAAUCCUUCGAAAGGGUCUUCCGCCACUCCAUCAACUGGAUGGCCGUCGGCGCCGCGCUGGGCUACGGCAUCCGGACGGCCGUGCCCUCGGAAACGAUCGCGCUGGAGGUCCAGUACGACCACGACCGCCGGCUCUUCCUGGACUUCCUCCCUCUGGUGGUCUUCGAGGACACCGUGCUGAUCGCCAAGCCCCACAGGCUGGAGAAGUUAGCUAACGUGUGGCGCCAAAGCUUCCGGGCCGACCACACCUCCAGGCUCCAGGGGGCGGACCGGGACGACGGCGGCUGCCGCUGCCUCUGUCUCAAGCUGCUGAAAGGGGUGUGCAAGCUGAACCCCGCCCUGGGGAAGCUGGACUCGGGGCAGCUCACAGCCGCAGUGCUGGCGGUCAGUAGUCGGAAGAGAGACUGGUCGCCGGGCGACUUGCCCGAGCGUUUCCUGCUGCUGAUCAGGGAGCUGGUGGGGUGGCUGGAGGAGGGGUGCCUCCCUUGCCCCCUGGCCCCCAAGGUCAACCUCUUCUCCGAACUCACCCCCCAGGAGAUCGACGAACUGGGGUACACCCUCUACUGCGCCCUGUCCGAGCCGGAGAGCCUGCUGAGGACUUGACAGGUUCUAGUGUUUCACUGUAACGCAGAGCCAUUGCAGUGCCGCUGUCUGCCUGUCUCUCAUUGAAGAUCAUUGAGGGUAUAGUGAGCACACUGGGGUCCC